UUCCGAUUUGCUGCCUCGGGACUGGCAGAAGUGAGCGGCCUCAUUUUCGUGGAACGGAAAUGUGAGGCGGCUGAUUGCGGCAAUUCUCUGGGCCGCUAUGCCCAAAGUCCGACCGCUUGCAAAGUGCACAACUCAACGCCCGACAGGAAAGAAUGUCACGGAGUACCGAUAAAUGAGGAUGCAUACAGCAUAGGCCAUUGGUAUGGGCUUGCGCGACCACGGAUGGACGACGGAGAGGAUUUUAAAGUCCGAGUCCCGUCGAGGGUGCGAGCUAGCCUGGCUAAAUCGGCCAAUGGUGAAUUAAGAAGAAGCCUUCUCAUCCUGGCCGGUUUGCAGUUACUGUCUCGGACAGGUUUCAUCUGCUCUUCGGCGGGAUUCGUACCUGCUGACGUGAGUCCCGCACUCAAAGACCACAAGAUUCAAAUGACACCGACUGUCAGUGCUAUUGUGGAGUGCAGCGGAAGCAUAAAUUCUUCAGUUUCCAAAAAGUGGCAUGACCUUAAGACAUUCUGGUAUGGACGAGCAAUGAAUUUGCCAUAUCUUGUUCAAUGGGAUGAAGGAAUGGUAGUUGAAUUUUUCCCACAAUUGUAUAAGUAG
Molecule: messenger RNA, 597 nt
Organism: Protopolystoma xenopodis
Lineage: Eukaryota; Metazoa; Platyhelminthes; Monogenea; Polystomatidea; Polystomatidae
Source: the annotation of a GenBank genome assembly